AUCUUCCAUGGCUUUCGAAGGUCGCUGCUUUGUUUCUCUGGUUGUUUUCUUCCUCCGAUGCAUCGUCGUCGCCGGCGAUGGAGUGGAACUUCCGCUUCUACGCUUGCCGGAACUCGAGCAGGAGGCGGCCUACCGCGCCCUCGAGUCCGUCAACCCUUCUGUUCCUUGGCGCUCGCUCUACCCCGACGAUUUGUGCCUCUUCGGCCCCCAUGGACUCGUCUGCGAUCUUUUUCCAUCCUCUAACGACGCCGGCGACGACGGAUCCCCUCACGUCGUGGAGCUCAACUUCGGUAACGUCUCUGAUUUCUCCAAUAACCCACCGUGCGGCCCGAACGCAACUCUCCCGACCUCCCUCUCCUCGUUCCCUUUCCUUCGAAAGGUAUUCUUCUACAACUGCUUCACCGCGGCGAAUGCCAUCCUGCCCCUCGAUUUCUGGAAUCUGUCAUCCACCGUCGAGGAGAUUGCCUUCUACCGGAACCCUUCUCUCGGCGGCCGUCUCGGUGGCAGAAUCACCGGACUGUCUCACCUGCGCCGCCUCAUCAUCUCCGGAUCGCGGAUAUCCGCAAUAAUUCCUCCCGAGGUUGGAGAUCUCCGCGGCCUGGAGCAGCUAGUACUUUCGCAGAACAGUAUCGGAGGCGAGAUUCCUCGCUCGAUAAGACGACUCGCCCUCCUCAAAGUGUUGGAUCUAAGUGGGAACCGCAUCGGCGGGGCGAUCCCGUCCGAGAUCGGUAGCCUGAUGGAGCUGGUCAAGCUGGACAUCUCUUCCAACAGAAUAGCUGGCAUGAUCCCGGCUGAACUCAGUCAUCUCAAACGGCUGGAACUUCUAGAUCUGAGCGGCAACCGACUCACCGGCGGCGUGCCAGCAUGGCUGGCAGAGCUGGAGAACCUGCGGGAGAUGCACCUGAGCGGAAACCCCGUCGGCGGUGCCAUCCCGGAGAUAUGGGAGAAGCUGGGGGGCAUCCUGGGCGUCGGGAUGUCGCGGCUCGGUCUGGUCGGCGACAUUCCGGCAUCGAUGGGAGUCUACUUGGGAAGAGUAACCUACCUGGCGUUGGACAAUAACAAACUCGAAGGGGAGCUCCCGGAGCAAUUCCAGCGGAUGGAGAGCACGGCCAUGGAGAUCAACCUGGAGAACAAUGGGCUACGUGGCCGCGUUCCUUUUUCCGCCGUUUUCGUCCGCCGCCUCGACGGUAAGCUGAAGUUGGCCGGUAAUCACGAACUGUGUCUGGGCGAGGAGCUCGAAGUCGCCGCCGCCGCCGCAGGCCGAUACCUGAGACGCUGCAACAAGACAGCGGUUACGCACCCGGUUCUCCUCACCUCCGGUGGUCGCUCGUCGGAGAAUGCCACUCUCUCUUCUCUGGCCGUUGUUUUUGUCGUAUUCAACUUGUUAAUUUUGUCGCUUUUUUUAAGAGAAGAGAAUACGUAAAUAACAAGGUGUUAAAGUUGAAAAAAAGUAGGGAGACGAUUGUAGUUCUUGUAAUUAAAUUAGCCCUUCUUAUGAUAAGAUGAUCGAACUAGACUAGUAGACUGAACGUGAUAGGUUUAAGUGACUAAUGGCCGUUUACUUGAGAACGCUAAUGAAGAGAA
Zingiber officinale is the source of this 1584-nucleotide messenger RNA. Its product is annotated as piriformospora indica-insensitive protein 2-like. Bases 8 to 1423 code for a protein of 471 amino acids. Gene Ontology annotation, molecular function: protein binding. The record is from RefSeq and is a predicted model, not a curated record. NCBI's taxonomy places the organism in Eukaryota, Viridiplantae, Streptophyta, Magnoliopsida, Zingiberales, Zingiberaceae. The transcript has a single exon.